Messenger RNA from Cannabis sativa, 1384 nucleotides. Its product is annotated as plasmodesmata-located protein 7. The record is from RefSeq and is a predicted model, not a curated record. Gene Ontology annotation, cellular component: plasmodesma. Lineage: Eukaryota; Viridiplantae; Streptophyta; Magnoliopsida; Rosales; Cannabaceae. The transcript has 3 exons. Bases 151 to 1017 code for a protein of 288 amino acids.
AUAAAAUGUUUUGUAGUCCCUAUUAAGCUACCAAUAAUAGUGGUGCACAUUUCUCCCAGCUCCAACAUAAGGCCAUAACUCUCUCUAUCUCUCCUUCUCUCUCGCUCUCUCUCUCUCUCUACAAAGAAAAGAAGCUAACCCAGUCAAAACAUGUUGUCAAGAGGCAGUAGAAGUUCUCUUGUUCUUCCACUACUAGUCACCUUAGUCCACCUCUGUCUCACUAGGCCUUCUUUCUCCUCUUCUUCCUCCACUGACGGCUUCGUCUUCGGUGGUUGCACACAGCAAAAGUAUGAGCCGGACUCGGCGUACGAGUCCAACAUCAACUCGCUCCUGACCUCCCUCGUCAACUCGGCUACAUACGCCUCGUACAACAACUUCACCGUCACUGGCUCCAGCUCCCACGACGUCGUGUACGGCCUCUUCCAAUGCCGAGGCGACCUCGCCAUGCCGGACUGCGCCACCUGCGUCGCACGUGCAGUAAGCCAACUAGGCGGGCUGUGCACGCAGACAUGUGGUGCUGCGAUUCAGCUCCAGGGUUGUUACGUCAAGUACGACAACGCAACUUUCCUUGGGGUGGAGGAUAAGACGGUGGUGUUAAAGAAAUGUGGGCCCUCCGAAGGUUAUGACGCCGACGGGCUGGGCCGAAGAGAUGCUGUCCUGGGCUCCCUCGCUGGUUCUGGUGGGCCGUACCGGGUUGGUGGGUCGGGUGAGGUCCAAGGCGUGGCCCAAUGUGUGGGAGACUUGAGCUUUGGAGAGUGCCAAGAUUGUGUGUCUGACGCCAUCGGACGGCUCAAAAACGAUUGUGGUCAAGCAGUUUAUGGUGAUAUGUUCUUGGCCAAGUGUUACGCGAGGUAUUCCACUGCCGGGUCACAUUUCUAUUCCAAGCCCCAUAAUGAUAAAUCAAGCAAUGAUGGUGAGAAGACAUUUGCUAUUAUCAUUGGAUUGUUAGCUGGAGUUGCCUUAAUCAUAAUCUUCCUUGCUUUCCUGCGAAAGAUCUGUGAAGGACAUGGUAAAUAAAUUAUGAAGUUCUUUCAUCUAAGUUUUAUGUAACAUGGUGAAGCCCUUUAUCUAAAACCCACGACGCUGAGCAAAGUGACUUUCUUUUUGGUGGCUUCCUUUUCUCUUCAUUAUGUAACUUUUGUUUCUCCUUUUCCCCUUUAUUUUUUGGAUUUUCUUUAAAAGAUGGUCCAUAAAAGAGAUGGGAAAGAUGGUAUGAUGGGGCACUUGUUUGAAACAAUGUUUAAAAAGAGAAUAUUCCUAACCUACUCUCCACUUAGCAUAAAUUGUCCAAUGUAAUAAUAAUUAAAAAAAAAAAAAACCCAUAUUCUUUUUGUAAAGGGCAAAUUAUGUGUUGCUUUGUUAUUAAUUUUCUAUGCCUUUGUUU